AUCCAUCAUCCCUUUUCAUUAUUCAAAGUUUACUUUCCUAUUUGAAUCAAUACUGUUCCCUCUCACCUCCCAACACCAUCCAUGGCGCCGCCGUCUUCCGCCACUCCACAACCCUCCGACCACCACAAACCCCGCUCGCCUCUCGAAUCGCUCCUCGACUCCGCCCGCCCCUUCCUCCGCGGCGAGCUCCACGCGGUUGACGAAAACCUCCCCCGCCUCGUCUCCGUCCUCCAAGCCGCCGGCGCCGGCGAGUGCUGGCACAAGCACAACAGCUUCCUCGACCACCUCUUCGGCGUCUACCGCACCCUCAAGCUCUGGAACGCCCCCAACGUAGUCUGCCUCUGCGCCCUCUUCCACUCCGCCUACUCCAACUCCUACGUCAACCUCGCCAUCUUCCCGCCCUCCCCCACCGGCCGCGACACCGUCCGCGGCCACGUCGGCGCCGCCGCCGAGCGCCUCAUCCACCUCUUCUGCGUCGUUCCCCGUCACUCCGUCACCCACGGCCUCCUCCUCGCCAGGUACUCCGAUUCCGAGCUGGUCGAGGACCUCCGAUCGUCGGAGAUCUCGAUCGAGAAGCUCCGCGGAGGCGGAGAGGUCGGGGAAGACGAGAUGUGGAGGAAUAAGAUCCGAUCGAUCAUUCCGGCGGAAGGAGUGAGCGUGAAGCACAUCAAAACCGGGGAAGAGAUACAGCUGUCGAGGCGGCUGGUGGCGACUUUCCUCCUGAUGACGAUCGCCGAUAUCAGCGAAUCGCUCUUCGGCUUCCAUGAUAAUUUGUUCGAUAACCGCGACGGCAGGCUCGAUUGCUCCGGCAACAACGUUCUGACGUCGUUGUGGCCGGGCAUCGCCAAGCCAGGGCUGUGUAUGCACACCUUCUCGAGAAUGGCAGCGAUCUACAAUCUGUUGGUGAGAGAAGAGGAGAUGUACCUCAAAUCGCUGAAAAAUCAAAAUCCGGAGGGGAGAGACGGAGAUCUGGAGCUGGUGGUGCCGCCGGUGUUCGAUAAUUGCAGGAAAGUUGUGGAUCCGGAGGAGCAGAUCGCGGCGAGGGAUCUGUACUGGAAGGCGGUGUGCGACGCGGCGGAGAUAGGGGUGGAGAGGGCGGAGGAGAUGCUGGUGGAGAGCGUGGCGAGGAAUCCGUUUGUGGCGGAGGCUCACGUGGUGUUGGCGCAGAUAUAUUUGGGGAAAGGGGAGUUCGAGGCGGCGGAGGCGGAGGCGGAGAAGGGGCUGAGGCUGCUGCUGGAGUGGGGGAGUCCGCGGGACAAGAGGAUGACGUGGCAGGCGUGGGUGUCGUGGGGUAGGGUGCUGCUCAUGAAGGCCAAGGAGAAGUCGUGGCCGGAAACUGCAUGGGGUCUUCAAAAUUUGGGGCUUGUUGCAUGAAUUAUUUAUUGUGAUUUAAAUAAUGCUGUGUAAAAUAAGUUUGUCGAUCUCCUCAACACAGCAUGGGGCGCUGUGCUUGAUCCGACGCCGUUUUGCGGCUAAUUGAUUCCCCUCUUUUUUAUGCUAA
Messenger RNA from Salvia hispanica, 1501 nucleotides. RefSeq lists its product as uncharacterized. The record is from RefSeq and is a predicted model, not a curated record. Gene Ontology annotation, molecular function: protein binding. Lineage: Eukaryota; Viridiplantae; Streptophyta; Magnoliopsida; Lamiales; Lamiaceae.